Phyllotreta striolata is the source of this 3605-nucleotide messenger RNA. The record is from the annotation of a GenBank genome assembly. Lineage: Eukaryota; Metazoa; Arthropoda; Insecta; Coleoptera; Chrysomelidae.
ACUUGUCAAUUGCAAUUUCCGUAAAAGCCGAUAUUUAAACAACAUGUCAUUUAUAGCUUUUAAAAAAUUAUAAAAAAGAAUAUAUAAUUGAAGAAAAUCGAGCAUGUCCCAUCAUUAUAUCGUUACGGCUCACAAGCCGACGGCCGUUACGUCAUGUGUGACCGGCAAUUUUACAUCGCCGUCGGAUUUGAACCUCAUCGUCGCCCGAAAUACCCGAUUAGAAAUAUACCUGGUGACCCCCGAAGGCCUGCGGCCCAUCAAGGAGGUCGGAUUGUAUGGAAAAGUGGCCGUUAUGAAGCUGUUUCGACCUCAACAUGAAAAGAAAGAUUUGCUCUUCGUAGUAACGUUGAGAUACAAUGCUAUGAUACUGGAAUGCACCAGCGACGGAGAAAACAUAGACAUAAUAACCAAAGCUCAUGGAAAUGUAGCCGAUCGUAUAGGCAAACCGUCCGAUACCGGUAUAUUAGUCGUCAUCGAUCCGAAAGCCAGAGUUAUCGGCCUACGAUUAUACGAAGGCUUGUUCAAAAUCAUACCACUGGAUAAAGAUAACUACGAGUUAAAAGCCUCGAAUUUUAGAAUGGAAGAGUUGCAAGUACAAGAUGUCGAAUUUUUACACGGUUGCGUAAAUCCCACGUUAAUUUUAAUCCACCAGGACGGUAACGGACGACACGUUAAAACCCACGAAAUAUCCCUGAGAGAAAAAGAAUUCGUCAAAAUCCCAUGGCGUCAGGACAAUGUAGAAACCGAAGCUUCGAUCAUCAUACCCGUACCCUCUCCCCUAGGAGGCGCCAUAAUAAUCGGGCAAGAGAGUAUUUUGUACCACAACGGUAUAGCUCCCGUAGUAGUAGCACCUCCGGUUAUCAAACAAAGCACGAUCGUAUGUUACGCUAAAGUCGACCCGGGCGGUUUGAGGUACCUUUUGGGCGACAUGGCGGGCCAUUUGUUCAUGUUGUUCAUCGAAACCGAAACCAGAGGAGACUUCACCGAGGCGGUUAAAGACUUGAAAGUCGAGCUACUCGGAGAAAUAGCCACACCCGAAUGUAUCACUUACCUGGACAACGGAGUGUUGUUCAUCGGUUCGAGAAUAGGCGAUUCGCAACUGGUAAAACUGAACCAAAAAGCGGACGAGAACGGUUCGUACGUCACCGUAAUGGAAUCGUUUACGAAUUUAGCGCCUAUACUCGACAUGUGCGUGGUGGAUUUGGAAAGGCAAGGACAAGGCCAGCUGGUCACUUGCUCGGGGGCCUUCAAAGAAGGAUCGUUGAGGAUCAUCCGAAACGGUAUAGGAAUCCAAGAGCACGCUUCCAUCGAUCUGCCCGGCAUCAAAGGCAUGUGGGCGUUGCAAGUAGCAGGUAGCACUCAAGACAACACGCUGGUCUUGUCCUUCGUGGGUCAAACGCGCGUGUUGAGCCUCAACGGCGAAGAGGUGGAAGAGACCGAUAUAGUGGGCUUCGCGGCCGAUCAGCAAACGUUCUAUUGCGGCAACGUGGUACACGAUCAAUUGAUCCAAGUGACGCCGAUCUCGGCGCGAUUGGUGUCGGCUCAAAACAAAACUUUGCUGGCCGAAUGGAAGCCUUCGACCGAGAAGAACAUCAGCGUCGUGGCCUGUAAUACCCGGCAAAUUAUCCUAUCGACCGGUUCGGCUUUGUAUUAUUUGGAAAUCCAUCCUAAAGAGCUCAUACUUAAAGGAAAUACUACAUUAGAUGUGGAAGUGGCUUGUUUGGAUAUAAGCGUGUUGGGCGAAGGAUGCACAUCGGAUUUGGUAGCAGUGGGGCUGUGGACGGACAUUUCGACUCGAAUUCUACGAUUGCCGGAUUUAACGGAAGCCGAUAAGGAACUGCUAGGCGGCGAAAUUAUCCCUCGAUCGGUGUUGAUGGCGAAUUUCGAAGGGCACAAUUACCUGCUGUGCGCCCUGGGGGACGGUUCGAUGUUCUAUUUCACCCUGCACAAAGACACGGGUUUGCUGAGCGAGAAGAAGAAGGUCACAUUGGGCACGCAACCGACAGUGUUAAAGACGUUCAGAUCUCAAAGUACCACCAACGUUUUCGCUUGUUCCGAUCGACCCACCGUCAUAUACUCGUCUAAUCACAAACUCGUGUUUUCGAAUGUUAAUAUGAAGGAAGUGAAUCACAUGUGUUCGUUGAACGCCGAGGCUUAUCCCGAUAGUCUCGCUUUGGCAACGGACACUUCAGUUACUAUAGGAACGAUUGACGAAAUUCAAAAAUUACACAUAAGAACUGUUUCCCUUCAAGAAUCUCCUAGAAGGAUAGCUUAUCAAGAACAAACACAGACUUUCGGUGUGGCUACUGCACGUAUCGACAUACAAGACUCGACGGGAUUGAAUCCCGCAAGGCCUAGCGCUUCGACCAUGGCGCAAUCCGUGACGAUAUCGAGCAGCGUGGGUACGUUGGGAAUGAGCAAGUCCGGUCACACCGGUCUGUUGUCCAAUCAAGUACCGGACUACGGUCAAGAGGUGGAAGUCCACAAUUUGCUGAUCAUCGAUCAGAACACGUUCGAAGUGUUGCACGCGCACCAGCUCAUGCAACAGGAAUACGCCAUGUCGUUGAUUUCUUGUACUCUUGGAAACGAUCCGAAUCCCUAUUUUGUUGUCGGUACAGCGAAUGUCAAUCCGGAGGAAUCGGAACCGAAAACCGGCAGACUUUUAGUGUUCUAUUGGAACGACAAUAAGCUAACGCAAAUUUCGGAAAAGGAAAUCAAAGGGGCCUGUUACUCGUUGGCCGAUUUCAACGGGAAACUGCUGGCCAGUAUAAACAGUACCGUGCGACUCUUCGAGUGGACGGCCGAAAAGGAAUUGCGUUUGGAAUGUUCGCAAUUCAACAACAUCAUCUCGCUCUACCUGAAGACCAAAGGGGAUUUCAUUUUGGUCGGCGAUUUGAUGAGGAGCAUGACGUUGCUGCAAUACAAGACGAUGGAAGGAAGUUUCGAAGAGAUAGCGCGCGAUUACAAUCCGAAUUGGAUGACGGCCAUCGAGAUAUUGGACGACGACACGUUCCUCGGCGCCGAGAACAGCUACAAUUUGUUUGUGUGCCAAAAGGACAGCGCCGCCACCACCGACGAGGAGCGAUCGCAAAUGCACGAGGUGGGCCAGUUCCACAUCGGCGAUAUGAUCAACGUCUUCCGACACGGGUCGCUCGUCAUGCAGAAUAUCGGAGAGACAUCGACGCCGACGAGGGGAUGCGUCUUGUUCGGCACCGUCGGAGGCGCCAUAGGAUUAGUAACGCAGAUAACGCAGGAAUUCUACGAAUUUUUGCGAGAACUACAGGACAAAUUGUCGUCGGUGAUCAAAUCCGUGGGUAAAAUCGAGCACUCGUUCUGGAGGGCCUUUCACACCGAGUUCAAAACGGAGAACAGCGAAGGAUUCAUCGACGGUGAUUUGAUUGAAAGUUUUUUGGAUCUAUCGCAGGAUAAAAUGAAAGAAGUAGCUGACGGCGUAGGAAUAACUGUUGAGAAUUUAGUAAAGUUGAUAGAGGAUUUAACUAGGAUACAUUAAUUAAGAAGAUAAUUUCAUUUAAGUUUCCAGAGGGGUGUAUAACUUAAAUUAUUCUACAGUGUCGAUUUACAUAUAGUUCUCUGACAAUUUCGUU